AUGUAUGGCCCGCUCGAUGAAAUGCUGUUGCUGUUGGAGGCCUAUAAAAUGGUGUACGAUGAUGGUGAUGGGAUGGAAAGUGACUCUUCUGGAAAGCCAAAGCUCGUUACCACCCAACGGGUUCUCUAUCAGAUCCUUAAAAAUCAGAAACUACCUAUGUCCUAUUUAAAAUCAGAAAGCCUGUCAGACUCCCCAAGUGUACUAGCUGUUGGUGCUAUGCACACUCCUGCGGUAUUGUGUAUCGAUCAGAUGAUCCUUUCUUUAGCCCCUCUUGAAGUGAACUUUUGUCGCAUGAAUUUCUACCCGCCUAUUUUGAAUACCGGUAAAGUACCAGAAGAGCUAGUCGUUACAAAAUUAUCCUUUAAACAGAAUACAAAGAUAGUGGCGAGUGCAACAAGAACUAGAUUUUAUCAACGUUACUGCAUUUACUGUAUAUUUCGGAUUAUUCUUUAUCAAGCUUUGCUGCUGCGACAAAGUGACAAGCAAUUGCACGUAGGGCUUGUCAGAAGACUGUUUCUUUCCUAG
Molecule: messenger RNA, 525 nt
Organism: Zychaea mexicana
Lineage: Eukaryota; Fungi; Mucoromycota; Mucoromycetes; Mucorales; Lichtheimiaceae
Exons: 7
Coding region: 1-525 (174 amino acids)
Source: RefSeq, a predicted model, not a curated record